Acanthaster planci (crown-of-thorns starfish) is the source of this 5161-nucleotide messenger RNA. RefSeq lists its product as uncharacterized. The record is from RefSeq and is a predicted model, not a curated record. NCBI's taxonomy places the organism in Eukaryota, Metazoa, Echinodermata, Asteroidea, Valvatida, Acanthasteridae.
GCUCCCCUAACCACAUAUCCACCACUUCACCAUCCAUGCCCGGUUUCAAAAAAUUGUGCUACAAUUCAUGGCAUAUAAGCCAAAAGGUGAAGCGAUACAAUAAACAAAGACCUUCUUUUUCCUUCUAAUAUGUCAUGACAAUAAACCUAAUUUCCUGUCAGCGGAGGUUUAUCAAGGUCGAGAGAAACAAAUGCAGCUGAAAUAUCUUUCUUGGGAUGUCCCAUCGCUGGAAUCUAACAUCCAUCCACAGUUACAGUAAGUUAUAUGGACGAUUCAGGCAGGCCAUACCAUUCAUAUUAUAUUAUACAAUAACAAAAACAACUUUUGGUAUAUGCGCCACCAGUUUUACUGUUGCACAAAUAUUUGCUUCAGUUACCAUGGUGAUUGGGACUUUGACUCUUAAAAAUAUGACACCUUGUCUCCACACAAGAGCUAAGUAAAAAAGCAAGUCGAAGAUCAACUGGUUCCAAAAUCAAUACAAUGUUCUGGAAGAAUUCAAUAGAUGUCAAAGAUCAAUUUCUGAAUAAAUAAUGUAUCAAGCAGGCUGAAAGCUUAACAACAGGCUAUCACGUUUGGGUUUUCCCAUGAUGAGAAACUGAAGCAAAUUUAUUCAUGUUCGCCAGAAUGAAAUUACGGUAUCGUCUCCAAAAAAAGAAAUAUAAGGCGGUCCAUAGAAAUAUCAAUGCAUUUGCAUACAAUGAUCUCAUCCUUAUGGGGAAUUCCAGCGUUUGAUAAUUUUGUAAGAGUACGGAAACAGUCAAGCUUCUGAGAUAUCUACAAGCCAAUAUAUCCUAAUCGCCAAGCACCUGUUAACCUUUCCAUUAUGAGCUAUUCUUACUACAAGCACAAUGUGGUAUGAAAGUGCAGAGAUCAACAUGCAGCCUCAUCAUCAAAAGGAUGAACUUUAUGAAGGAUUGGGACAAUCAGAUUUUCUCAUAAAGAAAGAAGAAGAAAAUUAUCCAAUAAAUGUGGAAAAAAAGUCUAGUCCACAGACUGUUGACAACAGAGGGGGCAAAACAACAGCUUUCAAAGAGUAUCUUGAAGAUGACUUCUUGUGGGCCUCAUCACACUCUUUUCAACUACCGCUAACUUUUCCGAAGAGAGGUGAACAUGUGGUAGCAUUCCAAGAGUAUAUCCAAGCCAAUCGAGCAGAAUCAAUCUCCUGGACAGACACAAAUCCUCAAUUUCAGCCUACUGAGCAUCGAAAGAGAAAGGCUGGGAGUUCAUUUCCAGACGACCAAAAUAAUGAACAACCUUUGGAAAAUAAAAAGAAGAAACAACGCUAUCAUCUUGUUCUGGAUGCAGAAACUCCCACAAAUCCUAAUGAGCAAAUGGUUGAAAAUUUUCCAUGUGAACCACCAGGAGCUACUGGUAUCUAUAAGCCAAUAACUGCAUAUGGGACUACAUAUCCGUGUAACCCACCAACACCAGACCCCUGGCAGGUAUAGAAGAACAAAAUGGAGAACGUACUUGAAUAUCCGGACGGACAGAACCAGACAGGAGCAGUGAGAAACCAUGGCUCUUAAGUCUGUGCUUUCCCCUAACGGCAGACACGUUUAUUAUUGUGGAGGCAUGGAAUCUGAAUACUUCACCGUGCAUUUGAUGGAUUGCGAGUUCAAUUUAAACAAUCUAAUCCGUUUUGAACUCAGUGAGAAUAACAUAGAAGUCUGAUCAAGCGCGGGGUAAAUUAUUCAUUUCAUGCCAAAACUGCUGCACUCAAUUAAAAAUUAGAAACUUUCACCGUGAAUGGUGGUGUUAUGGGAAUAUGUAGAUAUACAUUGUAAUGCAGAUGCUUUGCGUGUAGUUUGUUGUUUUGUUUCUUGCUUUUUGUUUUUUUUGGUUUGUUUUGCUUGCUUACUGCAUAGUUAGGAAUUAAAGAUUAUUUACACUGUACAUACUGACUUAUGAAAUUGUGAAAGGAUUUGUGAAAUUAAUGGUUAAGGGAUAAUUAGCACUGUAUAAAAUUGGCAUCUAUGUUUAAUUACAUUGGUAAAUGUUAAUCAUUUCAUUUUGCAUUUUGAAACUAAGGAUUUGUCAAGUAAAGCAGUUUUCUAGCUUACAAUUUCAAGACACAUCUGGAAAAAAGAGGACCAUGCAGAAAGAAUCAUUUACAUUUAAAAAAGUGGGAGGAAAACCUCAGUCAAAUAUCCUGAGACAACCCACAAAAUCAGGUAUAGAUCAACACCCAAUCUGAGUUACCUGUAUGUCCUGGGUGGGAUGUGAACCUGAGUCAAUGAGAAGGAAAGUGUGGGAAGUGCUCCUGCACUAACCAACCAGAUACUUGCUUUGGCAUAUUUCCAUGAAUAUCUGCGAUAUGUAGGUAUCCCCCUUUUUGUUAGGUAAAAAAAUUCCCACUCAAAAAAUACACAUGCAUUACAUACUACAUGUAUGUAUCUGUAUAGUACAAGUGUCUGGUGAAGUUGAUCUGCAUGGUACACGCAUUCACUCCUUUACAUAUGGUACAUUUUUAUUAUUUUCAAAAGAGACAAAUCUGAGGAGAUGCCAUUCCUGCUGGGCGAUCAUACUCAAGCACACAGGUUUUAAAUUGAGUGCGUGCAUACUUUUUACAAGUCACAACCACCCUAUUGGUCAGAGAAAAAAAUGUGCGUAACAUGUUCAUGUACCACCUGCGUGCAAACUGGAUGGCCCCAAAGCAAUGGCUUCUAAUCUGGUCACUCAAAUAGUUUAUACCGAGAUCUGUUGUAUGAUAACAGAGGCAAAUUUUUAAAACAACUUGGCCCUGGUUCAGACCAACGUAUAAAAUAAUUAUUUUGAUAAUUAGUACUAAUGAGAGCUAUUCACAAGACAGUGGGUCACCAAGUAUUUGCCUCAAUCGUGGGAAGCCACUUUUUUAAUUGUAGGGUUGAUAUGCAUACAUUUUCAAGUACUCAGAGGCACCAAGGAGUAGAGAAAGAGUCAUAUCUAUCAAAUAGCAAAACUUGCAUGAGCAAAAACAAAUCCAUGCAAGUGGUUCAGUACCGAAACCUGGUGCACACCAACCUUCAGCUCAAAACGCCUCCUAUCCCCUGCACGUGUCCUCACUGCGGUGAUUGAUCCCGUGUACAGCAUCAUCACUGCUCUCACCGGCCAUUCCUCAACACCCCUCUUCCUCUUCCUCAAGGCCCAUCCCACAGCCUCCCUUGGGACUUGGUCAAAAGCCUUCUCCAGGUCCACAAACACAAGGUAGAGUUUCAUCUUCUUGGCCUGAAAGUUUUCCUCCAGCUGUUGCACAAUGAAAAUGACAUUGGUAGCUCCUCUGCCAGGCAUAAAUCCACCGCGCAUUCUCAGACGUACCUCAAAUACCCUCUCCCACACCUUCAUGGCCUACUCCGAGCUUGGUGGCCCUGAAAGAACUGCACUGCAAUAGAUCACCCUUGCAUUUGAACAGGGGAGCAAGAUGCUGUUCUGCCAAUCAGUAGGAAUACGACCUUGUGCCAGAGUGGAACUGUACAAGGCUGUCAUCCACUGGAUAUCAACAUCAGCCGAGGCCUUCAUCAUUUCACUAAGUACUUCAGAUGGUCCAGCAGCUUUCCCAGACUUGGUGUGUUUCAGUGCCUCAAUCACCCCCACUCCUCAAUAAGGCUAUACAGGCCUUCCACCACUUUAUUCUCCACCUCCCUGUCCUACUCAUUCUUCAAAUGGAGCCGCUGCUCCAUGUAUCUCCUUUAUACCUCCUGUUUGCCUUCGCUAUCUAUCACUUCGUUACCAAGUUCACAACAGCUCACAACUCACAACAGCCACAUCCUGCCGUUUCUUCACCAACUGCUUGGCAGUCUUGAAAAAUUGCCUCCUACCCUCGCCACUGCGUAACUCCGUGGAAAACUCCCUUCUCUUGGCAUUUUGUGCCAUCCACAUCCAUCUUCACGAUGUCUGCUUUGCCUCAAGGUAGGCCAACCUAUCCAUCUCCUCACCUAAUGACUUCCAUGAGUUAAAGCGAUGCUUCUUCUCAUCCACGGCACUCCCGACCUCUUCAGUCCACACCAGGUCUCCCUUGUGCCUAGACUUGCCCUUUGUCCAUCACCCACAAACCACUUGGGCAACCUGCAACCAGAUGUUUCUUGGCCAAGACCACCAGUCAUCCACACUCUCUUCAAUCACAGCCUGCUCUGCCAACUCCUCCACCCUUAACUCUAACACUCCUCAGUCCUCCAACAGGUGAAGGAUUGAGAAGGGUUAGGGUUAAUCUAAACCGUUUGCUCAAGUCCUCCUUGACUAACCGCUGCACCCCCAAUCUUGGCAUGUGCUUCUUUCUAAUCUUCCUAGCACCAACUGGAACCAUAAAGCCAGCUCACCAAUGAUGAAACAGUGUUGUGAAACACACACCUCCCUGGCAAUGACCUUGACAUCCUCCACCAUGGUAAGGCCCCCUAUCCUGACCAUCAGGGAGUCUAUAGCACUGUUGCAUCCUCAUGAACUGUAUGUCACCUGCUGGUUAGCCGACUUUCUGAGACAAAGUGUUACAUAUCACUAACUGGACUGCAUCAACAGACUUUAGGAUCUGCACACCUUCAGUAUUCCUCUUAUUGUAGUUCAUACAACCGUGCACACCAUCAUAGCUACCUGCCAUUGCACCAACGUGUACCGGUAUUUAUCAAUGCUUUUCCCAUAAAGAAGUCAGGCCAAUCUCGUGAGGAUCUUUAGAUUGCUAUUGGUGAAGCUGUAAUCCAGUACUGCCUGUAUCAGCACCUGCUACUGGUUCCAAGUUUCCUGACCCCACCCAAGCACUCAGUACCAAACACAGUCGGGUGAUUUCAAGGUAGUGGCCAUAAUCAAGGUUGAGAUGAGGCAGUGUGAAGAAGACCUUCCAUGGAAUGAACAAUUUUAAAGAUCACUGUUGGAAGGGGCUACCAAUCAUACACAAAAGAGAUGCUCUUACUUUCUGGUGACAACAUUUGGAUAGUAUAAAAGAAGAGAACACCACAAAUGUAAAGUUGGCCUCCCUCUGGUAACCUCUUGGUGAAGCACUGUAUUGAAAAAUCACUUCUUUAACAGCACCAAACCAGUAGUAUUAUACAAGCACAAGUAUGAUCAAUGAAGCAUGCCCAUUUUCAAGUAAGUUAAAUGACUUGAAACCUGGUUCAAAUCCUUGGUUCUAUUAAUACCACGCUGUACAUAGAAAAACUGGAAAUAAAAGUAGAUUACACUAUAUAUUGAAAUGAUA